AUGGCGAAAUACGGGAAAACCACGCAGACCUACAGCGACAGGCAGGAAGAGCAUUUCAGGGCCCAGAUUGGGUUGAUGGCGAGCGUUCUAAAGACCUCCAGAGACUCCCCAGACCCCAGAUCGCCGACAGAACCUCGAUUCCAGAUCCUAGAUCCCCAGAACCAAAGAAUCAAAGAAUCACAGAAUCAGAGAACCACAGAAACCAAAGCACAACACAACCCAGAGAAACCACAGCACCCACAGAUCAAGCACCCAAAUCCGCAGGGCUUGAACACACUAACAUCGGGAGGGGCAGAGAACCGAGGCAUCAAAGGAGGGGCGCAAGGAUCCCCCGCCAUCCCACGAUCCUGGCGGCCGAUCCGACAUGCGGAGAAGCCCUCACGCCUUCCCUCAAUUCCAGGGCAAGAGGGAGGAUUAGGGUCCACUCACACUGGCAAUGAAUACUUUGUGCUGCUGCUGACUGCGACUCACACUGCCGGUCGGCAUGAUGGCGAUGAUGUGCAGAGAGGAAUGAAUCGGGAAGAAUAG
Messenger RNA from Penicillium macrosclerotiorum, 528 nucleotides. RefSeq lists its product as uncharacterized. The coding region runs from base 1 to 528 and encodes 175 amino acids. The transcript is spliced from 2 exons. NCBI's taxonomy places the organism in Eukaryota, Fungi, Ascomycota, Eurotiomycetes, Eurotiales, Aspergillaceae. The record is from RefSeq and is a predicted model, not a curated record.